This is a messenger RNA of Aspergillus campestris IBT 28561, 1314 nucleotides long. RefSeq lists its product as uncharacterized. The record is from RefSeq and is a predicted model, not a curated record. NCBI's taxonomy places the organism in Eukaryota, Fungi, Ascomycota, Eurotiomycetes, Eurotiales, Aspergillaceae. Bases 1 to 1314 code for a protein of 437 amino acids. The transcript is spliced from 6 exons.
AUGGUCGCUUGUCUGAUUGUUUCAAUGAAGUUGCUCUCCCUCUCCGUGUGGCCAGGGCUCCUGUUAGCUGGUGUCAGCUAUGCUGCCCCGACCAGCUCAGCCCUGGACAAUGGCAAUGCCAGCGUCUCUGGCUCCGUCGACAAUGCCCUAGUCGCUCGCGCGGUUCUCGAAAAGCGCGAGGUCUUCUUCGGCUGCAGCGAUACAAACUUUUCGCCGUAUCUCUCUCAGGCAAUUGAAGACGGCAGAACGAUUAUCAGUAACGCGGUGGACCACCUCGAGCUGGCAAUCAGCCUCUACGACGAGGACGGAUCCGGCCGACUCAAGCAGACCAAGGACGAGAAAUCUAAGCGCACCUUCGACGAGCACAAUGCAUGGGCCACUUACUCGCAGUUCGUUUCGAAGCUGAGAUGGUCUAGCAAGACGGAGGACGGGCUUGCCAAGAGUAAGACAGCGCUGAAGAAAAUCAAGGGGACAAGGGACUUCGCCAAGUCACUGGUGAAGCAGUAUGACAAUUAUAUGGCUGGGCGAUCUGUGCCGUGGAUACGUGGCGGAAUCCCGUAUAUUCGUAUUUACUGCAAUGAGGAGGCCUAUCUAUCCGUUCGGGACAGUAACGGCCUGACAUACACGGAAUCUCACCCCGACUAUCAAGACUGGUUUGAACACCAAGGCAGCAUAUAUUACAUGCUCCUGCAAACAGAAGGGACCGAACUGACCGGGAAGGAAGUCUGGGUCCCGCGGAGAGACGUCUGCCCACUCAAUCAGGGCCCAACGCAAACCCGGUUCGGUCAGGUGCCUGCUAGAAAAGGAAUCAAAGCGUACGUAAGCCACCCGCGCGAUGGACUCGUCGAGGAGACAAUGACCUUCUGUCCGGCGGAGUUCGACCAGUGGAUUUCGGUCGACCAGGAUCGCAUAGCGCGGGGUAUCCACUAUCGUGACCUGCAUGUCAAGAUCGGUGGAAGUCCGAGUGAGCAUCAGAAAGGUGCAAUAAGCACGCUCUUGGCGGAUCCGGAUAUCACUGCCGAUCAGGGGUUCAGUAGGGGGAUGAUGUGGCUGGGGAGAUUCUUGACGGCGACGAUGAUCCACGAGUCAACGCAUUCUGAGGCGUUUGCGGGUGGUCUGAAAACGUUGAUCGACGUGAAGUGUGAUGACGGCGAUGUGGCGACAUCUCCUAAUUGCAUGGACGCAAUCGCCAAGGGGGAGCAAGGGAAAGAUGCAGAUGGAAAUCCCCAGGGAGACAGGGAUGCAGAGACAUUUGCUGCUUAUACCAUGGGUUCAAACCUCAGGAAAGAGGAGCCUAGGAGGACUGUUCCCUAA